Closterium sp. Naga37s-1 is the source of this 1059-nucleotide messenger RNA. The record is from the annotation of a GenBank genome assembly. Lineage: Eukaryota; Viridiplantae; Streptophyta; Zygnematophyceae; Desmidiales; Closteriaceae.
AUGCCUACCCUACCCCUCAUGCUUAGCACAGCACAAACAGCAAGGUGCUGCGAGAGCGCCUCUCUCAACGCUCUUGCUUCCCCUCUCGCCCUCAUCCCCUGCGUCCUCAUGGGCGAGCAGGAAGAGGUGUACGGGAGGGAGGUGCAGGUGGCGGACAGGGAGAUGGUGGAGAGCCGCGCAGCCCACCUGCUGCAGCUGGCCGCCAAGGAGGACGUCGCCUUCCUCGUUGUCGGCGACCCCUUCGGUGCAGCAGGUGCACUCACCGCACUCUCCUCAACUUCACUUCUUUUACACCGUCUACUCCCCUUCCCUCUUUCUCUCCCCCCAGUGCCCUGCCUAUGCACCGUCUCCCACAGUGCCAUGACACACACGGAUCUGAUGCUGAGGGUGAGGCAGAAGGGUGUGGCGGUAGUGGUGGUGCACAACGCCUCUGUGCUCAACGCCAUCGGCGCCACCGGCCUGCAGCUCUACAGGACCCGACUUUCCUUCCUCUUGUCCCCCGCCCUCCGCGUCCCUCUCACACCCGCUGCUCACCUCACCACACUCUGCAUCUUCCCCUCUUUCCUUCUCCCCUCUUUCCUUCUCCAACGGCUCCCUCCUGUGAAUUGCCCCUCUCGUGGUUCGGGUGCAUGCAGGGGCAGGAUAGAGUACAAGGCGCCGCGCUACAUGAGUGUCAACACGGCCAUCCGCACCUCUUCUCUUGCCCACACGCACCUCUUCUCUUGCCCACACGCACCUCUUCUCUUGCCCACACGCACCUCUUCUCUUGCAGUCCCCACAACCACAUGUCUUCUCCUCUGCGUUCCUCUCACCCAUCCCGUGCUCACCGCAUCUCUUGCAGUCUGCACACCGGACUCGCAGUGCAUUGUGUUUGGCAGCAUGCAGCAGCUCUCAGACGUCGACUUCGGCCCGCCUCUGCACUCGCUGGUGUGUGGCGCACUGCACGAGCUCAAGAAGGACUUUCUCGAUGCCUUUCGAGUCACGGAUGCCAUACCGAGGAUUGAGGCGGACUCAACAGGAAGCAGUGAGGAGGAUGAGAGCGAGAGGCCCAUCUUGUGA